AUGUCGCAGCUAUACUUGCGCCGGGUGGUGGCUUUGUGGUUUGGUGCUGUUUUCGCUCUUGUCGGUGUCCCUCUGUGGUACAAAUUGACCACGAUAUACAGGGCACCUUUGCCCGGCACGUAUAUCAGUUCCUUGCGUGAAAAUAUGCAUUCAGACGUGCAUCUGGUCGUGCCAGUAUAUGUGCGAUCAGACACGUACAAAUUUCCAGAUGUUCACGAGGCAAUCCAGUUGCAGGCAGACGCAUUGUUGCAAUCCAAACCACGGGCUGUAAAUUGGUCUUUACAGAUCCUACAGGCGGAGAAAAACCAGGUUCUGGACCCGGAGUCCGAUUACGUGCUAACAUUGACUCUGGACGACUUCACGGGUUACUCUAUCGCUUACGACUCGAAGGAAACGAUCGUUUUCUUCGAUGAUACCGCGGUCGUGUCGAACGAUAUUCCUUUCUUUGCCGCUCAAACAUUGAUCGAGCAUACUUUUGGAACGGAAUGGACCCAUCUGAGUCUCGAUUCAAGUGAUCAAAAUGAUCAAGGUAAUCGAGGUCUAGGUAAGUCCUCAGAAAUGGCGAUUUCGUAUGCCCCCAAGGUACAUCUGUCACUAUCACUUCUAACGGGAGACGGUCGUCCCGUUGCAUGGAACAUAGAAUCGACGUUAAACCAGUACUUUACUCCACUUCGCCAAUUUUUAUCGCCAUUGAUAAACUUCACCGUGGAUACUAGUAUUUUGCAUUUCAACGAUCUAAAUUUGGGGUCCCUCCAUGACAUUCAAGAUCCUUCGUGGCAAGACUUAGCGCACUCCAUUGACCUAUCUGAACUUUCAUCACUUAAUCAUUAUCGCGAAAAAAAUGCGAUCAAUUUGGCCAUAGUUUUCCCCAGUCCGGAAGCAGGUCAGUUAGGGUUCGUCAACGCCACAGAAGAUAGACCAUGGCAAAGUUUCAUGGUUCCUCAAUGGGGCGCUCUGGUUGUGAAUAAGGAGGCACUUCCAGACAAUUCCAGACUAACUCAGGAUUAUCUGGCGCCUGUCAUUUACAGCUUUGCAUGCGAAUUAUUUCAAUUCUUAGGCCUAUCAAACGAAAAGGCCGAUCUUUCCACACCAUAUAUUACAAUAGACUCAUUCAAGAGGGUCACAACAUUGAAAAAUUUGGAACACGGUAUCGAAACUAUGUGGUCUUUGAUCAAACUUACGGAUCAAUUCCCACAGAUGGCGGUCCCCAAACAAGUUCUCUCGGACGUUGAGCAAGCGAUAAGUUUGAGACUGAAAGCCGUGGAGCUGCUCAAUGAUCCUAAACGCGGUGACGAAGCUACUUGGAACGAAGCAUUGCACUUGAGUAACAGUUUUGUCGAGGUUUGCGAAAGAGCAUUUUUUCACAAGGAAAUGGUACAACAAAAUUUCUUUCCACAGGAGCACAAAAUAGCGGUCUACUUACCGUUCCUGGGUCCAAUCUUUGUCAUUAUUUUGACGGGACUACUCAAGACACUUCGGGAGAACAACGAUGACGAUGAAGACGAAGUGGAGGAGAAGCAAGUGAAAAUCUCCGACUCGCCUGCCGACGAAACUGAGCAGCUUGAUGAAAAAACGCACGAUUCUUCGUUAACAAAAGAGUAA
This is a messenger RNA of Lachancea lanzarotensis, 1602 nucleotides long. RefSeq names its product LALA0S02e00276g1_1 (gene GPI17). Gene Ontology annotation, biological process: attachment of GPI anchor to protein. Gene Ontology annotation, cellular component: GPI-anchor transamidase complex. NCBI's taxonomy places the organism in Eukaryota, Fungi, Ascomycota, Saccharomycetes, Saccharomycetales, Saccharomycetaceae. The record is from RefSeq and is a predicted model, not a curated record. Bases 1 to 1602 code for a protein of 533 amino acids. The transcript has a single exon.